CUUGACCGUCGCCGCUCAUCGCACUAGAGUGUGGUAGAGGCUGUCCUGGAUGUCGUCCGACUUGGAUGAGCUGCUGAUGUGGGGUGAGGGUGAAGGUGAGAGCGAGGACGAGGGAGAGUGGGGCCAAAUGUGGGAGGAUGCCGCCGAGGACUCGGACGAGGACUUUGAGUUUGAGCUGGUGUCGACGGUGCCGUCCAAGACCGCGCCUGACACCUCAGAGGCUGCCGAUGACGACGUACUGGCGUUUGGAACAGAGACCGAUGGCUCAUUUGACUUUGCCGCUCUCGCCUCUGGCAGCGAGCAUGGCGCUGGCGAUGAUUCGGACAGCUCCAUCAACUUUGGCGACUUUGGCUCAGACUCGGACGACGAUAAUCAUAUUGCCGUUGACAGGACCAAGCCCGGCACCCGAGCUGUUGCUACUCCCAGCGAUGACGACGACGAUGACUCGUUCGACUUUGCUGCCCUUGGCUCCGACUCGAGCGAUGACAGCUCGAUCAACUUUGGCGACUUUGCCUCCGACUCUGAUGACGACGGCGGGAAGACCAAGGCCAAGACCAAGACCAAGCCUGCGGCGCGAGACGACAGCAGCGAUGACGAGAGCUCGUUUGACUUUGCAGCUCUUGGCUCGGACUCGUCCGAGUCGGAGCCGCUCUCACUGGGCGGAGACGAUUCGACCGGCUCACUCUUUGACUCGUCAAACUCGGCUGGCGCCAAGCCAGCAAGAAUGGCGCCCACCUCGAUGCGGGCCGAGGCGUCCGGCCGGACCAAGCCUCCGCCCAAGACCAAAGCCAAUGCGACGGGGCUCUUGGCUCCACGCCGCCCGCUCUCGCCGCCCGAGUCGCUGGCGUCGCUGGCGUCGCGGGCAUCACGGGCUUCACGGACCUCGCGCCGAUCACGGACCUCGCGCCGAUCACGGGCGUCGCGGACCUCACGCCGGGCAUCAUCGCACCGCCGGCUCUAUACUUACUCGGACGAGUACACAUACUCGGACUACGACCCGUACUACACGUACUCGGGAUACUCGGACGACUACUACUACGACGAUGAAGCGUCGUCGUAUCGACACCGGCUGUCGCGAAAGACCCAGCCUAAUCCACUUGGCGAUCUUGACGCCCGCAUCGAACGGGCCGAGCUCCGCCGAGCCCUGGAGCGUGAGCGGAUCCGCAACGCACAGCUGGAGCGUAUGGCUUCGCCCAACAUGGCGUUACUAGCCGGCUCGCUACCGCUCGACGAGGAGCUGGCGGUCGCGAGCACGCCGCGGAGCCAGGAGGCCGAGAUCGAGCGGCUCCGCCAAGAGAAUGCUCGUCUGGCGCAGCUGGCGCUCACUGCCGCCCAGCAACAAGAGGCCCAGGUCAAGAUGCAGACCGCUCAGAUGCAGGCUCAGAGCAUGUAUGCCACACCGCGGACGCCUGCUGCGCAAGCGUCGCUGAUGAUGGCGCACUCGCCGGCCCAGGUCCAGCAAGUGCCGUACUCGCCUUCGCUCCCUCCGCAGCUCGCGUCCGACGCAUUCUUUGCCUCAUCUCACUACGUCUCGCCACACUUUCACCUUCGAUGA
Messenger RNA from Thecamonas trahens ATCC 50062, 1555 nucleotides. RefSeq lists its product as uncharacterized. The record is from RefSeq and is a predicted model, not a curated record. The coding region runs from base 50 to 1555 and encodes 501 amino acids. The transcript has 4 exons. Lineage: Eukaryota; Apusomonadida; Apusomonadidae.